UGGUGUCAGAAGUGGGAUUGUCAACAAACUGUGUUAAAAAUGGUUAAAUUGGCUGAUUUAAAAAUUCCACAAUUGAAGAACGAGCUACAAGCACGUAAUUUAGCUAUUGAUGGAUCAAAGGCAAAUUUACAAAGUCGACUACGCGAUGCAAUGGAGGCAGAGGGUAUAGACGCAGACGAAUUUGAUUUCGAAGUUCCAGAAAGCUCCUCUAAGACAGAGUUAAAAUCGACACAAGCAGAUUCUUCACUAAAACUAGAUACGAAUGCGAUAUUAGCUGCCAUUAAACAAAUGAGUACAGAGAACUCAACAGCAAUGUCACAAAUGUCGGUUCAGCUGCGAGAAAAUUCAUCUCAAAUGGAGGCACGAUUUAUGCAGCUGCAAGAACAGUUAACAAGUGAUAAUGCGCAAAUACGCCAACAAGUGGAAAAGUUUGAAGAUAAGCUACGGGAUCUGAAGAGGGACGAAGAGGAGCUUAAAUCCGAAGUGCUACAACUAAGCAGUCGUGUUCGUGAUUUACAAGUACAUAGCAUAGCAGCACCAAUAUGCGCUCCAAAGCACAAAGCUCCAAUGUUUGACGGAAGUGUCCCAUUGCAAAUAUUUAAGCUUCAAUUCGAAAAAACAGCGGUGGCUAAUAAUUGGAAUACCGAAGAUAAAGUAGCUGCGUUAUUUAUUUCGUUGAAAGGUUCCGCAGCAGAAAUAUUACAAACCAUACCCCAGUAUGAAAGAGAAAAUUAUGAUACCUUGAUGUCCGCAUUAGAAAGGCGAUUUGGAAGUCAACACAGGCAACAAAUAUACCAAAUCGAACUACAAAAUCGAUGCCAAAACUCAGGUGAGACUCUCCAGAAUUUCGCAGCUGAUGUUGAGAGAUUGGCACAUUUAGCAAAUGCAGAUGCAUCGGUAGACUAUAUCGAACGCGUAAAAAUACAAAGCUUCAUUAAUGGUAUACGAGACGUAGAUACUAAACGUGCGGCACUUGUACUGCCUAAAAGAACAUUCGCUGAAACGGUGUCACAUGCGCUUACUCAAGAAACCGCAUCACUUGCCACUAAGCCCAUUCACAAG
Molecule: messenger RNA, 1062 nt
Organism: Teleopsis dalmanni
Lineage: Eukaryota; Metazoa; Arthropoda; Insecta; Diptera; Diopsidae
Exons: 1
Source: RefSeq, a predicted model, not a curated record